AUGCCACAGCAAAAGGCUAUUCCUGAGCAGCGAAUUAGGUCAAAAAAUGAGGAAAUUUUAAUUGAAAUGGAGGUAAACAAACUUCUCAAUAAAAAAGCUAUAGAAAAAUGCGACGCUGUCGAAGGUCAAUUUAUUUCAACUUAUUUUUUGGUUAAAAAGCCGGAUGGUUCUCAUAGGUUUAUAUUGAAUUUAAAAAAUUUAAAUAAGUUUAUUGCAGCCCCUCAUUUUAAGAUGGAAGACAUCAGAACUGUAAAAAAUCUUCUGAUGUUAAAUGAUUUUAUGGCAUCUAUAGAUCUUAAAGAUGCCUACCUUCUCGUACCAGUGGCAGAGAGUAGUAGAAAAUACUUGAGGUUUAUUUUCCAGGGUCAGAUCUAUCAGUUCACGUGCCUCCCGUUUGGUUUGUCUAUAAGCCCUUACAUUUUCACCAAGUUGAUGAAGCCGAUAGUAAAUUUUCUGAGAGAGAAGGGUUUCUUGCUAGCAAUUUAUCUUGAUGACAUAAUUUUCAUAGCGAAAUCUUAUAAUAUCUGUCGGGAGAAAGUUUUAUGGGCAAGGAAUUUUUUACAAAAGCUUGGGUUUGUCAUCAAUGAUGAGAAGAGUAGCCUAGUUCCUGCUCAAAAAUGCAAAUUCCUUGGUUUUAUAGUAAAUUCAGUUGACUGUACUAUCGAGCUAACAGAUGCCAAAAAAGAGCACAUUAAAAAUCUUGUUGCUGAAUUUAAAAUAGGAACGAUAUGUAAAAUUAGAGAAUUUGCUACGUUGUUAGGUACGCUAAACGCUGCCUGUCCAGCAGUCGCUUACGGAUUGUCCCACUGUAAGAAAUUAGAACGUCAAAAGUUCCUAGAUUUAAUAGUUAAUGAUGGAGACUACGAUGGUAAGAUGGUGAUUAAAUCCUAUCUGGAAAGGGAUCUAAUCUGGUGGAAGAUUAAUAGUCAAAUUGGAAAAAAUCCGAUAAGAACAGCAGAAUAUAGUAUCGAGAUUUCUUCAGACGCCUCCUUGACAGGGUGGGGGGCUUUCUGCAAUGGUAAAUCAGCCCAUGGCUGGUGGAAUGCCGAUCAGCGUAGAUACAAUAUAAAUUUCCUGGAGCUUUUAGCAGCUUUUCAUGCUCUCAAAUCAUUUGCGAGUAAAUUAAACAACUGUGAGAUACUCCUAAGAAUAGACAACACCACAGCUAUAGCUUAUAUCAACAGAGCAGGCAGUGUCCAGUAUCCGAAGCUGAGUAAUCUAGCACAGGAAAUUUGGGAUUGGUGUGAGCAUAGGAAGAUUUGGAUCUUCGCAAGUUAUAUUUCAUCAAAAGAAAAUUUCCAUGCCGAUGCAGCUUCCAGAAUUACUAACAUAGACACGGAGUGGGAGUUAGCCAAUGAGGUUUUUGACUCAGUGGUUAAAAAAUUUGGCCCUUUCACUAUAGAUUUAUUUGCAACAUAUGAGAACCGGAAGGUUAAAAAAUUUUGCUCUAGAUUCCCUAACCCGGAAUCUUUUAAAGUAGAUGCAUUCACAAUUUCCUGGAAAAAUGAAAGAGUGUAUGCCUUUCCACCAUUCGCUUUAAUCACUGCAGUGAUUAAGAAAUUUAUUACUGACAAAGCCGAGGGGGUAAUAGUAGCACCAGACUGGCCCACUCAGCCGUGGUAUCCUUUGCUUAAUUCGUUGCUCAGAGAACCACCUAUUGUUUUCAAACCUAAUAAGCAUUUAUUAUUAUCUCCCUGUAGGACCAAAACGCAUCCGCUGGCGAGCAGGCUUUCCCUGGUAGUGGCGUACUUAUCAGGCAAAAAUAUCUGA
Molecule: messenger RNA, 1770 nt
Organism: Microplitis mediator
Lineage: Eukaryota; Metazoa; Arthropoda; Insecta; Hymenoptera; Braconidae
Exons: 1
Coding region: 1-1770 (589 amino acids)
Molecular function (GO): DNA binding; site-specific DNA-methyltransferase (adenine-specific) activity
Source: RefSeq, a predicted model, not a curated record